AAGGGAAAAUGAAACGGUCAAGUAAGGAGAGCUUUGGCCCAACUCACGUAAACAGGAAAAGGGUUGUGGCUGAUUUGACAGGAAAACUCAGCUACGGAGUAGGAUAAAUAAAAAGGAGUCAGGAAGAGAUUGGGGUUAUUCCUCGGCAGACCUCAGAGACAUUGGACUCGGAGCAGGACCAAGCGGACCAAGAGCCUAAGACAAGAGUUGGAGAUUUGAACAGCAGACAACUAGAGACUUCUUCAGAGUUUUCUUCAGUGGACUUCAAGAGAUUGAGCCACAGUGGACAACCACAACAACCAAACCAAGUUUCUACAAGAUUCUACAGAUCCACAGAAGAGGGAAAGAUCUCCUUGGCCAAGACGACUACUUCUCUUCCCUUUCUCUCCAAAAAGAAGACAUCUAAAUCACUCAAGCUCAGCUAUUAUAAUCAGAUUUAGAAUUUUAAACAUUUUAUCAUUUUACUUAGUAUCAAUCAGAGAGCUGUCGUUAACGGGUGUGGCUGGGGUGAUAUUUGGCUCUAGGGCCAAUUCAGAGUAAGCAGGGCAGGCGUUCGGAAGAAGACCCUUAGAAGCUAGGCGAAUCUCUUCGACAGCAGCUUAAACAGUCCUCAGUUAUACCUAAUAGGGUAAUACCCACAGGCCUAGAGGAUCGGGCCCUUUAAGACGGAGAGCUGGUCCAGUACCUCCUGAACAGGGGUAACUCGGGAUCUAACAUCAUGCUGUGGGACACCAUUCUUUGGGUUCCUGGGAGAGGACUCACUUCUCACUCACAAUGACUCACUUGACAAAAGUUCAACCAAGAUCACAAAUAAACAACCUCACGCAGACGUCAGAAAUCACGUGACACCUUCCCCGCUCCCUCGGCAGUGCGGGUCCACUGUAAAAAGAAAAGGAAGAAGCAUUCAGUCUGGUCAUCACCUUCAUCAUCUCUGCUUCUAAAUAUCUGACCUAACCUGAAAACGAUCGAGAGAUUAUCACUGUAGAUCACCGUAGGCGGUCCGCUGUCAACAGAAACUACAGAGAAGAAAGAAUAAGUCAGUCAUGGUCGCUUUAAAAUGGCCGCCAUUCGUGGCUUUGUUCGCAUGUUCAUGGAUCGUUGUUCUGUGUCAAGAGACACAGGAGGUGAAGGUGAAGCCUGGAGAGGACGCCACUCUUCCCUGUCGGGGUCACAGAGGUGCUGACAUAGAAGUUAUAAAGUGGAUCAGAACUGACCUGAAGCCAGAUGAAUAUGUCUUCUUCUUCAGAGACGGCAGCUCAGAUGAAAACUACCAGCAUGAAUCUUAUCGUGGUCGAGUGGAGCUGAGAGAUCCAGAGAUGAAGAACGGAGACGCUUCUGUGAUUCUGAAGAACGUCAACAUCAACGACGCUGGAACAUAUGAGUGUCGGGUUAGAGAGGAAAAGGAGAAAGGCCAAGCUAAACUGAUCAGCACCGUCAUGCUGACAGUGACAGAGCCAGGUCACACAGCUGGACACAAGGAGGGAGGAGACAAGGAGGGAGGAGACAAGGAGGGAAAUGUUGGACUGAGUGUCGGUCUGCCAGUUGGUGUGAUUCUUGUUGUUGUUGUUGUUGUUGUUUUUAGAAAGAAGAUCUUUGGAAUAUGUAGAGGUGCAAUGACAAUAAUUCAGACCUGCUCCUGAAAAUGAGCCGAUGCAGGAAGCAGAGCCAGCAGAUGGGAAUUAGUGAGUAAAUGUGUCUCAUGUGUCUCCCAUGAAAUAAAUCCAGAAGUAUCUAAAAGGUGGAGGCAGAUGUGACUGACUGUAGCUGGAUCAUCAGCUGUGACUGUUUUCCAGCUGCAGUCAGAUCAUCAACAUGUUUUUAAAUGAUUUCAAGUCUUUUUAUGAAGCUGCUAUAAACAGACAUGAACUGCAGAACCUGCAGAGAGAUUAAGAGACCAGAGGCAGCAGAUGAGAAUUAGUGAGGAUCCAGACUGAAGUCACUCUGGUUACUGUGGGGAGCAGUGAUUGGUCGUUACUCUCUGGCUGCUGAUUGGUGGACUGAACGUGCUGCUGGACAGAAGAAACACAUUCCUCCUGUAAAAUAAACCUGAGCUGUUGACACACGUCUGAUUUCACCUGGAGGCAGGUUAAUGCCAGAUGGGCUGACUGACCAGCAGCUCUGUGGGACAAACAAUAUGACCUGAUGCUGGAACAGCUGAUUGUUAAUUACAGGAAGUGGUACAGACCGUCGGCACCAUUGUGUCCCUGAGCAAGACACUUAACCCCUCGUUGCUCCAGAGGCGUGCGACCUCUGACAUGUAUAGCAAUUGUAAGUCGCUUUGGUUAAAAGCGUCAGCUAAAUGAAUAAAUGUAAAUGUUCCACCUACGUGUCUUUA
This is a messenger RNA of Micropterus salmoides (largemouth bass), 2335 nucleotides long. RefSeq names its product coxsackievirus and adenovirus receptor homolog. The transcript is spliced from 3 exons. The coding region runs from base 1044 to 1640 and encodes 198 amino acids. Lineage: Eukaryota; Metazoa; Chordata; Actinopteri; Centrarchiformes; Centrarchidae. The record is from RefSeq and is a predicted model, not a curated record.